This is a messenger RNA of Prorocentrum cordatum, 726 nucleotides long. Lineage: Eukaryota; Dinophyceae; Prorocentrales; Prorocentraceae. The record is from the annotation of a GenBank genome assembly.
AUGACCAGCACAGAUAGCAGCAGCACGACAGCGCUGGUGUUCUCGUUGCUGAACGUUGGCCAGGUCUGCGCAGACUUCGGGACGCUGGACGUGACUGAAGAGACCAUGUGCAGUGGGACGGCGCUUCAGAGCCUCGGGCUGGAAGACAAACCGUUUAUGUCUAUGUCUGGUUUGGGGUUCAAUGGUUGCGUCUACAGCAGCCAGACUGAUGGGAUCUUCUGGAGCGAGUCCAGCGGACCCUUCGGAGGGAACCCAUAUCUUCGAUUCAUUUGUAUCGGGCAGACUACAACGUCCACGACCUCGACGGCCACUACCAGCAGCGCCGCUACACUUACUAUGACGACAGAAUCGUCGACCAUCACGAGCGCUACCAGCAUGACCAACACCAGCAGGACUCUGACGAGCAGCAGCACGAGCAGUUCCAGCGGGACUGUGACCAGCAGCAGCACGAGCACGACCACCACGAGUGUGACCAGCAGCAGCACUGCAAUGCUUGAUAUCUGGGUGAUUGCCGUCGAUGUCACACAUGAUAUCCAGGCAGGGUCGAGCGAAUCUCGGAGUCCUCUUUUGUUAUUCGUCAUUGCUUGUGGGGCAUUAUGUGGUCUCGCUUGCCCAUUCUCGAUCAUUCCGCUGCUUUCGCGCAGACGUCCACUAAGCGCCAGGUGUGGAGCAGCCAGUCGCGUUGGCAGCAUUCAUAGUGAUGUUACUUCGCUGGCGACCGAGUGA